This is a messenger RNA of Prunus avium (sweet cherry), 792 nucleotides long. RefSeq names its product DNA-directed RNA polymerases II, IV and V subunit 6A. Gene Ontology annotation, biological process: tRNA transcription by RNA polymerase III; transcription by RNA polymerase I; transcription by RNA polymerase II. The record is from RefSeq and is a predicted model, not a curated record. Gene Ontology annotation, molecular function: DNA binding. NCBI's taxonomy places the organism in Eukaryota, Viridiplantae, Streptophyta, Magnoliopsida, Rosales, Rosaceae. Gene Ontology annotation, cellular component: RNA polymerase I complex; RNA polymerase II, core complex; RNA polymerase III complex.
UAAAAAGUCCUGGUAUAAUCAGGUUACGAGGUCGAACCCGCUUCCAAUUUCCAGAGACGCCUGCUCGACUCACAUCUACAGCGGCUGCUCCUUCUUCUUCUUCUUCUUCUUCUUCAGCGGCACAUAGGAAAAGCUUCUUCACCAAUCAACAAUGGCGGACGACGAUUACAACGAAAUGGAUAUGGGGUAUGAGGAUGAGCCAGUGGAGCCAGAGAUUGAAGAAGGUGCAGAGGAGGAAGAUGUAGAGAACGCAAAUAAUGAUGAUCUUCCAGGAGAAGCCGUUGAAGCUGAUGACAAAGAAGAACAAGCACCCGUGGAACGGCCUCGGAGAACAUCCAAAUUUAUGACCAAAUAUGAACGUGCCAGAAUCUUGGGUACCCGUGCUGUGCAGAUCAGCAUGAAUGCGCCUGUGAUGGUUGAGUUGCAGGGUGAGACUGAUCCACUUGAGAUUGCUAUGAAGGAGCUUCGUGAGCGGAAGGUACCCUUCACCAUACGCCGGUAUCUGCCUGAUGGAAGUUAUGAAGAUUGGGGAGUAGAUGAGUUGAUUGUGGAAGACUCGUGGAAGAGGCAGGUGGGAGGCAAUUGAUCAUUUAUGCAUGAAGAAUGGUUUCCGAUGUCAGUUUAUUUUCUCUAUGAAUGUCCAGAUGUGCAUUUGUGGACUUGUAACAUUUUGGCACUGAUCCUACAAACUUACAUGUUAAAACACCAUUUGUAUCAUUUUUUUGUUUUUGUAAAUCUGUUGAAACACUGUUGCAGGCAUCUGAAAUGUAGUUGAUUAAUGGCUUUUUGCAA